This is a messenger RNA of Eimeria necatrix, 1152 nucleotides long. RefSeq lists its product as hypothetical. NCBI's taxonomy places the organism in Eukaryota, Apicomplexa, Conoidasida, Eucoccidiorida, Eimeriidae. Gene Ontology annotation, biological process: positive regulation of DNA-templated transcription. The record is from RefSeq and is a predicted model, not a curated record. Gene Ontology annotation, cellular component: SWI/SNF complex.
AUGAGGCGCCUGCUGCUGAGCCCGCACCGCCCGCUGCAGCGUCAGAUGAAGCAGAAGCACCAGCAGCAGCAGCAGCAGCAGCAGCAGAGCCGCCAGCUGCAGCAGCAGCAGCAGAGCCGCCAGCUGCAGCAGCAGCAGCAGAGCCUCCCGCUACAGAAACAGAAGCCGCAGCAGCAGCAGCAGCAGCAGCAGAAUCUCCAGCUGCAACAGCAGCUGCAGCAGCAGCAGCAGAGCCUCCCGCUACAGGGAGAGAAGCAGCAGCAGCAGCAGCAGCAGCACAAUCUCCAGCUGCAACGGCAGCUGCAGCAGCAGCAGAGCCUCCCGCUACAGAAACAGAAGCAGCAGCAGCAGCAGCGCCAGAACCACCCCCAGCCGAAGCUGCAGCAGCGGCGACGGCCCUCCCAACACCCACAGCUGGCGCGACAGCAGCAGAGGCAGCAGCAGCACCGCCAGCAGCAGCAGCAGCAGCAGCAGCAGCAGCAGCAGCAGCAGCAGCAACUAUAUCUCUCCCCAAACGACAAAAGCCCCGUCUUGAGGCUGGGGAAGGCGGGGGGCCCCCUGGGGGAAUGGGGGGGGGCCCCCCGAGCAGCAGCAAAGACCGAAAAGGGUACAGAAAAGGAGAGAAAAUUGGAAAAAGAAGCAAGAAAAAAGGGGACAAAAGGGGGAGCAGCAGCAGCAAGAAAAGGGGAUGAUGGAGGGGAAAAAGAAAGUGGAGAAGCUGGAGAAGAAAUGGAAAAAGAAGAAGAAAAAGAAAAUGAAAAUGAAAAAGACGCAGCCAUUCAAAACCCUCAAGAAGUGCUGCUGGAGAGGCUGCCCUUCAACAUGCCCGUCAGGGACCUUCUAGACAAAUACGGACAUGAUGGGGUUUAUUUUGGCUUCUUAUAUCUCCCCCACAUUGCUUUCGUGGGGCAUGAAGAAGAGGAAGCAGCAGAUCCCAGCAGCAGCAGCAGCAGCAGCAGCAGCAGCAGCAGCAGCAGCAGCAGCAGUGGUGAGGAGUUUGUGCACCCGCUGUCGAAAGGUUUGUCAGUUUUGAGUGGAGCCGUUUAUAACUUUGCAAUUCAAAAGUUGCAUUUAAAUCCUUCCAGCUGCCUCGACGAAAUAUCUGCAGAGGACAUUUCCAUGCUGCUCGCUGCUGCGCCUUCUUUAUCAUAG